AAUGUGACCAUCACAGUGAGUGCUAUGUCAGAUAUUCUCAAAGUUCACAACACUUUUUCAAUCAGCAUUUUGGCUUGUAGUGUAGUUAUUUUCCUUCUAUUGUUUCCUGUGUAUAUUUAAAUACUAAGCAUGCAAUCACCAAACUGAGCCUAAUAUUUCAGACACUAUAGACCAAAAACAAAAAAAAAAUCCAAGAAAUGGGUUCUCUCAGCUUCCUCACCUUCCUUGUUAACCUGUUUCUUUUGCAGCUCAUAACUAAUUGUCAUGCAACAAAACUUAGAGUUGAUUAUUACAGAAACACUUGUCCAAAUGUUGAAUCAAUAGUCAAAAAUGCAGUUGAGAUGAAACUUCAGCAAACAUUUGUUACAGCACCUGCUACACUUAGGCUCUUCUUCCAUGAUUGUUUUGUUCAGGGAUGUGAUGCUUCUGUGAUGUUAGCUACAAGAAACAGCACUUCAGAAAAAGAUAAUCCAAUUAAUCUUUCACUAGCUGGUGAUGGAUUUGACACAGUGAUCAAAGCAAAGGCUGCAGUUGAUGGUGUACCUGGCUGCCAAAACAAGGUUUCAUGUGCUGACAUUUUGGCAUUGGCAACUAGGGAUGUCAUAGCAUUGACAGGAGGGCCAUCUUAUGCAGUAGAGUUGGGACGGCUAGAUGGGAGAAUCUCGACAAAAGCAAGUGUCACAAACCAUUUACCUCAUCCAGAAUUCAAACUAGCAAAGCUAACCAAAAUGUUUGCUUCACAUGGCCUCACUCUUACUGAUCUAAUUGCUCUAUCAGGAGCGCAUACUAUUGGAUUCUCUCACUGCAGCCAAUUUUCGAAACGAAUUUACAACUUCAAAAGUGGGAAGGUAAUUGAUCCAUCACUUAAUAUUGGAUAUGCAAAACAGCUACAAAAUGUGUGUCCAAAAGAUGUUGACCCUAGACUUGCCAUUGACAUGGAUCCGAUUACACCUAGGACAUUUGAUAACCAGUACUACAAGAAUCUUCAGCAAGGAAUUGGACUACUCUCUUCUGAUCAAUCUUUGUUUACUCAUAAAAGUUCAAGAAACCUAGUGAACUUGUUUGCAUCCGACAACACAGCCUUUGAAAGAGCCUUUGUCAUUGCUAUAACAAAGCUUGGUCGAAUCGGUGUCAAAUCAGGUAGACAGGGCGAAAUCAGACACGAUUGCUCGAUGAUUAACUGAGCCAUUCACCUUGUUUUGAGAUCAUUAUUAUCAAAUAUUUCCUUCUGUUUCUUCUAGCUUUUUCUUUCUGUUGUUAUGAAUGUGUUGAGAAAAGGUACCAAUAUCAAUAUAUUGAGAUUAGAGCAACAGUAUCAAUACCAAUGUAUUGAGCUUUAAGUGUGGCAUUAACAAUGCUAAUGUUAAAAAAAAAAAACUA
Messenger RNA from Medicago truncatula (barrel medic), 1380 nucleotides. Its product is annotated as peroxidase 45. Gene Ontology annotation, molecular function: peroxidase activity; heme binding. Gene Ontology annotation, biological process: response to oxidative stress; hydrogen peroxide catabolic process. The transcript is spliced from 4 exons. The record is from RefSeq and is a predicted model, not a curated record. Bases 198 to 1184 code for a protein of 328 amino acids. NCBI's taxonomy places the organism in Eukaryota, Viridiplantae, Streptophyta, Magnoliopsida, Fabales, Fabaceae.